This is a messenger RNA of Nicotiana tabacum (common tobacco), 369 nucleotides long. NCBI's taxonomy places the organism in Eukaryota, Viridiplantae, Streptophyta, Magnoliopsida, Solanales, Solanaceae. The record is from RefSeq and is a predicted model, not a curated record.
AUGGAUAGCUUAAUUGGCUCAGGAUUCAAUCCAUACUUUACAGAAAAGAAGGGUCCCACCAUCACUCAUCUGUUCUAUGCUGAUGACACCAUACUAUUCUCAUCCUGCGACUCAUUAUCAUUAAAUAUGAUGAUGGACAAGUUGAGGCUCUAUAAACAAGUUUCAGGACAGCUGUUGAAUAAAGAAAAGUCUGGAUUCUAUACUUCUGUUCAGGAUGAUGAUCCUAGGAUAUCUGAAAUUCAAAGGAUCACUGGCUUCCCUAAUUGUCCAUUUCCUAUACAGACUCAAAAGACAAUGUUGAAAGAAUUCCUGGAGGCUAAAUAUUGCAAGAGGUCUCACCCUUUGGCAAACAAAUGGGCUUAUGGUUAG